AUGUUUCCUUCCCACGAAAGACAUUUGCCUUUGCUCAGUCAAGGCAGUUCGUGGAGACUGGGCUCGAACUCGCCGGAUACUCCACCCACUCUUGAAGAAGGAAAUGUGGCGGGCAAUCCUAUUUUUGUACACAAAUGGGCUAAUGACACAUCCAUCGUGUGCGUUGCGGCGUCCCCCAAGAGAAAGCUUCUCUUUUGCGGAACCCAAGAUUCGCGUAUAAUAGUGUACGAUCUACAAACCUAUCAGAAAACCAGAGAGUAUGUUGCCCAUUCCGGCUCUGUGCUGUGUCUUCUGAUGAGUGACUGUGAAACACAACUUUUCAGUGGGGGAGCAGACUCUCUUGUUCGCAUAUGGGAUAUCACGGAUUCAGGAGAGCUCGAUUCCGCAUACACAGUAUACUCUCCAGUGGACAUUGGAGAUAUUUUCUCCAUUGCAUGGUGGUCGUCAGCCAAGACUAUAAUACUUGGAGCACAGAACGCAUCGAUUUCAUACGUCCAGAUAAGUUUGCAAUCGCAUGCAAGAAACAGCGACCAAAUGCCGUUCAAGCGUUACGACAAGUUCUUUGACUCCACUGGACACGGCAGAUCGCGCCCAAAGGCUGUUCCAGAGGAAUGCUCUACCGACAAAUUGGUACUAGGAACAUUAAUUCAGAUUCCUUCAAACAACAUAAUUUCAUAUGCUCAUAAUGGGUAUAUCUACUGCAUGGGUAUCGUCACCUUGGAUGAUGGUAUUGCAGACCACUCCGACUUCACCGAAUUCCUUGUCACCGGCGGUGGAGACGGAAUGGUUCACAUUUGGGGCCUCAAGGAUGGAAUUCAUUUACUCAAGUCGCUGGAAAAUGAAGACUCCGUAUUAUCCUUCGCCAGAAACAAAGGAAGCCCUUAUCUGUACUGCGGUCUGGCUAACGGCCGUGUCAAUGUUUGGGACUUGUCCACAUACCAGCAGAUCAGAUCCUCCGAAAGCGACGAAGGUGAUAUUGUGUCUCUUGCAAUUUUCGGAGACUGUCUCUUCAAAGGAACCAACUCAGGAGUCACCAAGUGGAAAUCUCGUGGUGAGAUCAAGUCUGCAUGGAUUGCACACACGGGCUUUUGUCAGGCGGUCAAAACAAUAGUCAUUGAUAACAUCCCAUACUUAAUUACAGCUGGAACAGACCAUUCAAUCACAUUGUGGGAUAUUAGUGCUCUUGAAAGAUCGGAACUGGACCGUGUUCCUGACAACCUCACCUCGUCUGGAAGGAUGCUUGAGGUUCUUGGAAAACUUGUUGUUUUCAGAACGGUAUCCAAACUGCCGUCACUUUACAUCGACGAGUCCCGCCGCUGUGCAAAUUAUAUCCGUACUCUUCUGCGGAACUUGGGAGCUUCUCAAGUCGCAUUGUUACCCGUGGAAGAUGCAAAUCCUGUCAUAUUUGGUGUGUUCAAAGCCAAUAAACACACUGACAAGCCUGUGUCGCGAGUCUUAUGGUAUGGACAUUACGAUGUUAUAGAGGUCAGUCAUCAAGAUUCUUGGGAUACAGAUCCUUUCAAGAUGACCGCUCAAAACGGUUACUUGUAUGCCAGAGGAGUCAGUGAUAAUAAGGGUCCUCUGCUUGCGGCUGUUUAUGCGGUUGCAGAACUGUAUCAACAAGGAGAACUGGAAUCAGAUGUGGUUUUCGUGGUUGAAGGAGAGGAGGAGUCUGGCUCUUACGGAUUCCAGGACGUUGUCACUCAAAAUCGUGAACUGUUUGGUGAUAUCGACUGGGUGUUUUUGAGCAAUUCCUACUGGUUGGAUGACAAUGUUCCAUGUUUGAAUUACGGUUUGCGUGGAGUCAUUUCUGCCACCGUCGAGGUCUUUUCUGACAAACCUGAUAGACAUUCUGGUGUUGACGGAGGAAUUUCUAGAGAACCCACGAUUGAUUUGAUCACCUUGUUGUCGAAAUUGAACGAUGACGAGGGUAAGGUCAAUCUUCCGGGCUUUUAUGCUCCAAUCAGGCCUGUGAGCGACUGGGAGCUGCAGUCAUACAAACAAAUCACAGAUAAAAUCAACAAAUUACGGCUAUGUGACCUAAUGGCCAAAUGGCGUUUGCCUUCUCUAACUAUUCACGGGGUCAGUGUUUCUGGGCCAAAUAAUGCAACAGUGAUUCCCCGGAGGGCGUCUGCGUCCUUGUCGAUCAGAAUUGUCCCUAAUCAGGAUUUGGAACAGGUUAAAUCCUCUUUGAUCGAGUACUUGGAACAGAAGUUCGCAUCUUUGAAAACUGAGAACCAUCUAGAAGUCCGCAUCAUUCAUGAAGCUGAACCGUGGCUUGCAGACGUCAACAGUGCUGCUAACAAGAUCCUUCUGGAGAACAUUGCUGAAGAAUGGGGAGUGGAUCCACUUUUGAUCAGGGAAGGAGGAUCUAUUCCAUCCAUCAGAUUCUUGGAAAAGACAUUUGGUUGCGAAGCUGUCCAUCUCCCUACCGGGCAGGCCUCCGACAAUGCCCAUCUGAACAACGAAAGACUUCGUGUUACCAACCUGUUCAAAACCAAGGAGAUCUUGAAAAAGACCAUCAAUAAGCUACCGCAGAAGAGACAUGACUUGCAUUAA
Ogataea philodendri is the source of this 2559-nucleotide messenger RNA. RefSeq lists its product as uncharacterized. Bases 1 to 2559 code for a protein of 852 amino acids. Gene Ontology annotation, molecular function: protein binding; peptidase activity. The transcript has a single exon. Lineage: Eukaryota; Fungi; Ascomycota; Pichiomycetes; Pichiales; Pichiaceae. Gene Ontology annotation, biological process: glutathione catabolic process; proteolysis. The record is from RefSeq and is a predicted model, not a curated record.